GCAGCACAUCCUUUUCCUCGCACACAAACACACACUCUGUUUGCCUGCUAAAAUUUUGUUUGGUGGUCUUCGAAUCCAAAAAAGUAUGUUUUUGUAAAAAAAAAAUCAUCAUUUGGAUUCAGAAUUUCCUUGGAACAAUAUUGUUUUCUUCUCUGGUUAAAUUUACGAAUCGAAAAAACUGUUUCCAUCUUUAUUUUAUUUCAAGUCAUUAUUUGAAUUAUUUCAAAUUCUAUUCGAUUCGAAUACAUUUUUUUGUUCUUCAAACAAAAUUUGAAUUCUUUUCCUGUCUCUUUCUUCUGAAUUGAUACUUGUGCAGAAUUUUUAUACAUCCAUACAAAAUGAGCGAAGAUUUUACUGAUGCCCCACUUGUCAGCGCUGAGCCUGAUAUGAUUGAAAUCAAAUUAUUCGGGCGCUGGUCAACCAGCGAUGUUCAAGUCUCUGACAUUUCAUUGACGGAUUAUAUAGCAGUAAAAGAAAAAUAUGCUCGAUUCUUGCCACAUUCGGCUGGUAGAUAUGCAUCGAAACGAUUUCGUAAGGCUCAAUGUCCAAUUGUUGAACGUUUGACAAAUUCAAUGAUGAUGCAUGGCCGUAAUAAUGGAAAAAAACUAAUGGCUGUUCGUAUUGUUAAACAUGCUUUCGAAAUUAUACAUCUCCUGACUGGUGAAAAUCCAUUGCAAAUUCUUGUUAAUGCAAUAAUCAAUUCAGGACCACGUGAAGAUUCUACUCGUAUCGGUCGUGCUGGUACUGUUCGUCGACAAGCAGUCGAUGUUUCACCACUUCGACGUGUGAAUCAAGCUAUCUGGCUACUUUGUACCGGAACACGGGAAGCUGCUUUCCGUAACAUCAAAACCAUUGCUGAAUGUUUGGCCGAUGAAUUGAUCAAUGCGGCUAAGGGUUCUUCCAACAGUUAUGCCAUUAAGAAAAAAGAUGAAUUGGAACGUGUAGCUAAAUCUAACCGAUGAAAAUUUUUUGAUUAUAAUCAUAUAAUUGUCACCG
Messenger RNA from Dermatophagoides pteronyssinus (European house dust mite), 996 nucleotides. RefSeq names its product small ribosomal subunit protein uS7. Lineage: Eukaryota; Metazoa; Arthropoda; Arachnida; Sarcoptiformes; Pyroglyphidae. The record is from RefSeq and is a predicted model, not a curated record. Gene Ontology annotation, cellular component: small ribosomal subunit. Gene Ontology annotation, molecular function: RNA binding; structural constituent of ribosome. Gene Ontology annotation, biological process: translation.